AUGCGCCCUCAAAUUUUUUCUGGAUACAUCAUCUCUGCCCGACACAGCCAGGCCGGGGCGGACGGGGGUUCCAUAAGCGGCAGCGGGGGCCGGAGUGGGACGCGGCGCAGGGCUCCGAAGAGUCAGACGGUGGCUUGGCCGCACCUCGGGAACGAUCGCUACGGAGAACAGCUGUCCGCCGCUCCCCGAUCGCUCCCCAACACGCAACUGCGCCGUCCGGAGCGGCAGCGCUCGGGACCCGCCGCGCCGGUGCCCGCGCAGCCCGGCGGGGCUGCCUCCCCCGCGCCCCCGACGUGGGCGUCCCGCGGCGGCAGCGAGCAAAGUGACCGCGCCGGCGGCAGCCCCGGAGCAGCCCCAGCGCCGGACGCCGCCAUGAGCCCCGCGGUGCCGCCGUCGGGCCGCGCUGCCGGGGCCUGA
Molecule: messenger RNA, 417 nt
Organism: Motacilla alba alba
Lineage: Eukaryota; Metazoa; Chordata; Aves; Passeriformes; Motacillidae
Product: double C2-like domain-containing protein beta
Exons: 3
Coding region: 1-417 (138 amino acids)
Source: RefSeq, a predicted model, not a curated record